Messenger RNA from Talaromyces stipitatus ATCC 10500, 792 nucleotides. RefSeq lists its product as uncharacterized. The transcript has 4 exons. NCBI's taxonomy places the organism in Eukaryota, Fungi, Ascomycota, Eurotiomycetes, Eurotiales, Trichocomaceae. The coding region runs from base 1 to 792 and encodes 263 amino acids. The record is from RefSeq and is a predicted model, not a curated record.
AUGAGCGAGGUUCUCAGUAAACUAACGACAAAGUUUGAAACACUGGUAUCACGACUUCGUGCAAAAGCUGCUAUUAUGCAAAAGAAGAAAGCAGCUAGAAGUACAUUGGAAAAACCAGUUGAGGGAAUCGCCCGCCACCUCAGAGAUCAUAGCAACGUCAAAACCGUCAAGAUAAUGGCUCUCGACAACGAAGUGACGGCCAAUGUUGGGUAUCGCCACGCUGAGGGCAAAGCCAAUGCCUCGGAUAAGACAUAUCGCGCGUUUCUAAUGGACUUCGAAGCCGGUUAUAAUAUCACAUUGGAUAGCGAGGACGAGGAAGAAACCAACAAUAAUGACAAGGAUGAAGUAACAGCGUACUUUAUGGCGUUCUUACACUGGAUAACAGGUGAGGAGACUGAGCAAGAUAACCCCUCUACCAUUGCUUCUCAGUUCGUGAUAGACCAACAUGACAGUAAGAUUUUCCAUGGAAUCUUACCCGACACGGGAGCAGCGAGAGUAUUAAUGGUUGGAAGACGUCAACUCACCGCUUUACAAAAGAUCUAUCCAGGGAUCAUGGUCGACAAAUCUCGUGCAGGAGAGCACUCAAUUCGAUUUGGUCAAGGGGAUAGCGUUGACUCUGAGGGAGCUGUUACUAUCAAGACCCCAAUUGGCAAUAUUGAUUUCCAUGUUAUGAAUACACCGACCCCAUUCUUACUUUGUAUUACUGAUAUGGAUCGCCAUGAAGCUUAUCUUGACAACACCACCAACUGCUUGGUUAAGGGAGAUUUGAGAGUGCCAAUUGUCCAGAAAUAG